Penicillium canariense is the source of this 1125-nucleotide messenger RNA. Its product is annotated as pirin family protein. The record is from RefSeq and is a predicted model, not a curated record. The coding region runs from base 1 to 1125 and encodes 374 amino acids. The transcript has a single exon. Lineage: Eukaryota; Fungi; Ascomycota; Eurotiomycetes; Eurotiales; Aspergillaceae.
AUGAGACUGCUUCUGCCUCUUCUAAUUUGCAUCACAGCAAUCUUCAUUGCCUAUAGUCCUCUUUCCAUUCAGGACACCCUCACCACUUUCCUGCGCCGCAAGCUCCCAGCAGCCUUGUCGCAGUACCUCUCUAAGACAACCAGCACCAGCAACAUCGCUGCGUCCACAGCUCCUCACUUGGAAUACACCGCCCCUGUCGUUCUCCCCGUCUCCGAAAUGAGCGCUGCCCGUGCCAUCCGUCAGGUUUUCUUGGCCAUUGAGCAGGCCGAAGGCGCCGGCGCCCGCGUGCGCCGCUCCAUUGGCACUGCCAAGCUGCGCAAUUUUAGCCCCUUCCUCAUGCUCGACCACUUCACCAUCGGCAAGGGCGCCGGUUUUCCUGACCAUCCCCACCGCGGCCAGGAGACUAUCACCUACCUGCUAUCUGGCGGUGUCGACCACGAAGACUUCGCCGGCAACAAGGGCACCAUCGGGCCCGGUGACCUGCAGUUCAUGACCGCCGGCCGCGGCAUCAUGCACGCCGAAAUGCCCCACGAGAAUCCCGACGGCAGCCCCAACGUCGGCAUGCAGCUCUGGGUCGACCUGCCGCAGCAGCUGAAGAUGUGCGAGCCGCGCUACCGCGACUUGCGCGCGAGCGAGAUCCCCCUCGCUAAGGCCGAUGACGGCCGUGUCGAGAUUAAGGUUAUCUCCGGCCAGUCGCAGGGUGUUGAUUCCGUCCGGGAUCUGGCGUAUACCCCCGUCUGGAUUCUGGAUGUCACUAUUCGUCCUGGGGGUCGGCUCUCGCAGGUCCUGCCGCAGGGCUGGAAUGCCUUUGCGUACACACUGUCGGGCAACACGGUCUUCGGCUCGAAUAAUUCCACCCAGGUCGUGAAGGAGUUCCAUAAUGUCGUCUUCGAGCAGGCUGGGGACCUCGUCGAGGCUUCUGUGCCAGAUAAUGCGGACUCUGAGUCUCGCUUCAUUAUUGUUGCCGGUCAGCCUUUGGACCAGAAGGUUGUGCAGUACGGUCCAUUCGUCCUGACCAGUCAAGAGGAGGUCUACCAGGCCAUGCUCGAUUACCAGACUGCAUCCAAUGGAUUCGAGAAGUCGCGGAACUGGCAGAGCGAGAUUGGCAAGCGGAUGGCUUAUUAG